This is a messenger RNA of Drosophila ficusphila, 1430 nucleotides long. RefSeq names its product leucine-rich repeat protein soc-2 homolog. The transcript has 5 exons. The coding region runs from base 171 to 1304 and encodes 377 amino acids. Gene Ontology annotation, molecular function: protein binding. The record is from RefSeq and is a predicted model, not a curated record. Lineage: Eukaryota; Metazoa; Arthropoda; Insecta; Diptera; Drosophilidae.
UUUGGCGGUCGGCGUUGCCAAAUGAUGAUCAUGACCGCGUAUCGACGCAGAUAAAUAUAAUUGAAACAACAACAGAUUCAGAAACCGAAACAGAAACACCAAACUAUAAGCAAGUAAAACCUGACGACGCCACCAACAGAAUAAUAUUGUGUAACUGCAACGGAUUCGCGAUGAACAAAACGAUUCUGCACUGGAGCUACCUGAACUUCAAGGAUGUGCCCAUGGAUCUGUUCCUCUACGAGGACCUCGAGGAGGUUUACCUCAAGGAGAACUUCAUCUCGGUGAUUCCCAAGUGGCUGCUGAACAUCACCACUCUCAAGUUUAUCCAUUUGGCGGGCAAUAAUCUUAGUGAACUGCCCGCGGAUAUAUAUUUGCUGGAGAACCUUGAGUUCUUGGAUGUCUCCAACAAUGAGCUCAAACAGCUGCCACCCACGUUGGGUCUACUGUUGAGUCUACAGCAACUAAAUGUGUCGGGCAAUCAGCUCACCGAACUGCCAGUGGAACUGAGCAGCUUGCGCAAUCUGGAGCACCUGAACAUCGCCAAGAACCAAUUUCGCCGCCUGCCAAUCCAACUGAGCGAGUGCGUCCGCCUGAAUGAGCUAAAUGUUAGCGACAACGAGGCGCUAGUCCACAUUCCCGAGCGCAUCGCCAACCUGCCCAUGUUGCAAUCCCUCGCCGCCGAUCGUUGUGCUCUCGUCUACCUGCCGGCCGCCCUCUCGAAGUUCAUGAACCACGUGCGAAUCUUCCACAACACUGCGAUCAACUACAUACCCAUGGUCUAUGAAAAGUUCUACCAAAACUUCUACGACAACCGCCAAAGGAGCACUCCCAUCGCCGUUCCUCGAAAGGGUCUUUUUUGGGUCCGUGAGCUGGAGACGAACUCCAGGCUGCUACUUCCGGUGGGCACCCGCACAGUAUUUCCGGUUCCGUCGGUGGAGAACCGGGUCACCCUCUACGACGACUGUCUGCACGCGUUGCAGACGCUCAACCGAUCCGUGCCGAUCUACGAGAACUCCGCCCUGCACCGCCUCCUCCCGGAACCGUACAUCGGUUCCCACAUCAACAACGGACCCAUCGCCCGCUGCACGACUUCCACCUGUUCGCGGUGUCUGUACACUUCGUACUACUUCAUGGUCGUGAAGAGGCGUGGCAGCACCUCCAAGCAGCUCUUCACCUGCAAUUUCUGCACGAACCGCUGCGCAGUUCUCUGGUUGGCCAGCAAUGACAAAAAGUACUACCAGUUGGCUUGGCGAGUUUCCGAUGACGACGACGAUGACGAAGUCACCAUACCCAGUGAUAAGUAAAGCCUCUGGAAUUCUCCCAACCUCGUUAUAUAUAGUCAGACAUUGUGUAAUUAUUUAAUUAUUAUCUUUAAUUACCAUUAAUUAGUUUUGUACAUGUUUAUGUAAAUGCUAUUGAACUACUGGCAA